CUCUACAAAAUUAUACAUCCUAUUAGCUGACUGGCAGUUGAUGCCAUUAGCCUCCACUUUCUAUAUAUAGGCUCUUAACUCCACCUCACUACACAAGAUGUCACCUCCAGAGCCACCUAUAUGGUGGCGUGUGUACGCAUACUGCAGAAAAAUGUCGUCCAAAAGCUCUUUACUAACGUCUUUAGUAUCUUGCUGAUUCUCGCCGUCGGUUCUUUUCUUCCCCAGAUAUUGCUCAUCCACAGGAAACAAACCAUUAAUGGGGUCUCUUUGAUGACCAUCUUGUCGAACUUGAUUAUUGCCACUGAGCAUCUCUCGAUCUAUAUAUUCUUACUCUUUGUUGUGUAUGAACAAGAUGGCCACCCUUCUUUCUUUCUACAUUACCCCACAAGCGCAGGGGACAGGUUUAGUUUGUGGCACUGUGCUGUGGUCACAAUCCUUUUUGUGGCAUUAUUCAUACAAAUUCUCAUCUAUAGCAACCGGAAGUUACUCUUGGUUGCCACUUACACCAUCUUUCUCCUUAUCUCGAUCGUUCCUCUGAUGAUUAUCAAUUCCAUCCCCGACCAUGGACCUCGAGAUCUUUGGUGUUCUGGGGAUCUUCUGUCAAGCUCGUGAGAUCUUGGUUGCACCAAUUUCAAAUGCGCUGAGUGUGCAGAGUUUGGCUACGCAAGCUCUCAUCUUCACUCUCGUCUCAGUGACAUGGAUACCGAGUCUUACAUUUCCGUAUGAGAAAUUGGAGGGUCAUUACAACUGGAAUACCUUUACUGUGUGGUACGGGGCUGUUGGUUUCAUCAUCGUUGACAGCUUCGUCUUCGCCCUCGGCCAGGCAGUACUUCUGUUACUGGCCUUGCAUCGCUCCUCUUCGAGCAAAGCCACUGUACAGCGGGGCACCGAGACAGAGCCGCUUUUGGGGCAUCCGGCUGAGAUGUGAAUAUCCAG
Molecule: messenger RNA, 936 nt
Organism: Aspergillus novofumigatus IBT 16806
Lineage: Eukaryota; Fungi; Ascomycota; Eurotiomycetes; Eurotiales; Aspergillaceae
Exons: 3
Coding region: 121-612 (163 amino acids)
Source: RefSeq, a predicted model, not a curated record